AUGGCCGGCGGGGCUCUGCAGGUCGCGGGGCUGCUCGUCGGGGGCCUUGGUGUGGUGGGCACGUUCGCCGUCACGGCCAUGCCCCAGUGGAGGGUGUCUGCCUUCAUCGAGCACAACAUCAUCGUGUUUGAGACCAUCUGGGAAGGGCUCUGGAUGCACUGCAUCAGGCAAGUCAACAUCAGGAUGCAGUGCAAGGUCUACGACUCAGUGCUGGCGCUCUCGCCGGACCUGCAGGCGUCCCGGGGGCUGAUGUGUGCCGGCUCAGGGCUGUCCCUCCUCGCCCUCGUGCUGGCCAUGGUUGGGAUGAGGUGCACACGGUGCCCACAGAGCCCCUGGCAAACCAAAGGCUGCAUCCUGCUGGCUGCUGGGCUCCUCUUCAUCCUCUCAGGCGUCGUCGAGCUCGUCCCAGUCUGCUGGGUCGCCAACUCCAUCAUCAGCGACUUCUACAACCCCGUGGUCAACGUUGCGCAGAAGAGGGAGCUUGGAGAGGCCCUGUACCUGGGCUGGGUGGCCUCCUUCUGCCUCGUGGCCGCUGGAUCCACGUUCUGCUGCUCUUCCCGCUGCGCUGAGAAUCCCAGGAGCCACAGAUACUCAUCCCCGACCCUCCACUCCCCUCACAGCCAGCGCCUGCACAGCAAGGCCGAGGGAUCCUACUCCAAAAGUCAGUAUGUGUAGGUGCCUCCUGCCUUUCCCUGCUUCUGCAUCCUUGUCUGCCUGGAUGGAUGGAAACCUGCCUUUGCCUCCUGCCCCACAGCUGCUGCUCUUGGGGCCGUGGUUUGGAGCUGCAGCCAUCCCCCAGUGGGCUCUGCUGGGGCGAGGAUGCUGCAGCAAGGACAGUUUUAGUGCACGGGAAGGUGAAUUUUUAAUGUUGUUCUAAUAGUAGCUCGGAAUGG
This is a messenger RNA of Manacus vitellinus (golden-collared manakin), 893 nucleotides long. Its product is annotated as claudin-8-like. The transcript has a single exon. Lineage: Eukaryota; Metazoa; Chordata; Aves; Passeriformes; Pipridae. The coding region runs from base 1 to 675 and encodes 224 amino acids. Gene Ontology annotation, biological process: cell adhesion; bicellular tight junction assembly. Gene Ontology annotation, cellular component: plasma membrane; bicellular tight junction. Gene Ontology annotation, molecular function: structural molecule activity. The record is from RefSeq and is a predicted model, not a curated record.